GUUAAUUUUAUAUAAUUUUUAUUGAUUAAUAUAACUCAAAUAUGGACCGCAUCAGGCAGAUGAUAACACAGGCUAAAAAAGGUGGAAAACAUAUUUGGUUCACCACUUGAAUGAUCGUCCAACUAGGAGCAUUUUUUGUCCUCAGCGAGAAAUACCUUUUCAGCAUAAUUGGAGUUAAAGGACCAUCCAUGGAGCCUGUUCUUGGGGCUAGAGAUAACAUUGUCUUUGUUAACCUCUUUAAAUGGAAAAUCUUGGGACAACUCAAAAGAAAUGAUGUGAUUGUUGCUGUCAACCCAUUCAAGCCAGGAUACCAAAUAGUCAAAAGAGUACUGUACAUGUCAGGAGAGACAGCCAAGUUCAAGAAGAAUGAUGGAGAAUAUGAAUACGUCAAGAUCCCUCCUAAUCAUAUCUGGGUAGAAGGAGAUAACAAGAAAAACUCCAGAGACUCCAGAAACUUCGGACCACUGAGUCUAAACCUCGUCGAAGGGAUUGCUACACGUAGGGUGUGGCCUAGACAUUCAAUUCUCUAAUAAGCCGACUUAUCCCUAACAUAUUCAUUUGCUUA
Moneuplotes crassus is the source of this 565-nucleotide messenger RNA. Lineage: Eukaryota; Ciliophora; Spirotrichea; Euplotida; Euplotidae. The record is from the annotation of a GenBank genome assembly.